Messenger RNA from Staurois parvus, 346 nucleotides. Lineage: Eukaryota; Metazoa; Chordata; Amphibia; Anura; Ranidae. The record is from the annotation of a GenBank genome assembly.
CUACACUGAGUGAAUAGUAACAUAUAUAAAAUACAUGUAAAACACACCAUGAUAUUACCAGACAGCAUGCAAUACGAAUUCUCUGGUCAUCCCCUGUACUGUGUCCGCAGUCUCUGGUCAUCUCCUGUACUGUGUCCGCAGUCUCUGUUCAUCUCCUGUACUGUGUCCGCAGUCUCUGGUCAUCUUCUGUAGUGUGUCUGUAGUCUCUGGUCAUCUCCUGUACUAUGUAUGUAGUCUCUGGUCAUCUCCUGUACUAUGUACGCAGUCUCUGGUCAUCUCUUGUAGUAUGUCUGCAGUCCAUUGGUUUAGAAUAUUUUUUUUCUUGUUUUCCUCCUCUAAAAUCUAG